Sebastes umbrosus (honeycomb rockfish) is the source of this 1982-nucleotide messenger RNA. RefSeq names its product histone H2A-like. Lineage: Eukaryota; Metazoa; Chordata; Actinopteri; Perciformes; Sebastidae. The transcript has a single exon. The record is from RefSeq and is a predicted model, not a curated record. Gene Ontology annotation, cellular component: nucleosome. Bases 171 to 554 code for a protein of 127 amino acids. Gene Ontology annotation, molecular function: DNA binding; protein heterodimerization activity; structural constituent of chromatin.
CUGGAGGGACGCAGUUUUGGACUAGUGACGUGACGUAGGUCCCUCUGAUUGGGCGACCGGCUGAUAUACCUGACCAAUGAGUGACGAGUUGAUCUCUAUAUAAACCCCGGGCUGUCUCUCUCCGAAGGUAUUCCGCUUUAGCAUUCCUAAACUGAAACCACUACGUGAAAAUGUCUGGACGAGGCAAAACCGGCGGAAAGGUCAGAGCCAAGGCAAAGACCCGCUCAUCCCGUGCUGGACUCCAAUUCCCUGUGGGUCGUGUCCACAGACAUCUGAGGAAGGGUAACUACGCUCAGCGUGUUGGUGCCGGAGCGCCGGUGUACCUGGCGGCGGUGCUGGAGUAUCUGACCGCUGAGAUCCUGGAGCUGGCUGGAAACGCCGCCCGUGACAACAAGAAGACCAGAAUCAUCCCCCGCCAUCUGCAGCUCGCCGUCCGCAACGAUGAGGAGUUGAACAAGCUGCUGGGCGGCGUGACCAUCGCUCAGGGUGGUGUGUUGCCCAACAUCCAGGCCGUCCUGCUGCCCAAGAAAACCGAGAAGGCCGCCAAGAAGUAAAUCUCCAUACCGGUCACAACUACCCCAACGGCUCUUUUAAGAGCCACCCACUCCUCUCAAAGAGAUCAUUCCUGAUGAAAAUGCAAACAAACUGACUUAUGAAGAUCAAAUGCAUUACACCUAGAGGGUCUUUGUUAUUUUAUUUAUUAAACAUUUCAUCAUAUAUCCUGGUCUCAUAGAGGCACUAACAUUGUCUCUGUUCUCAGAGGCCCCACCUGUGAAACGUGGUUGAAUAGUUCCUCACAGUAUCUGUAUGUUAGACAUCUUAACUAUACUAUUUCAGUCAAUGGAGUCUAAUGGAACAGUAUAUAAGAGGUCUAUCAGAGACCCUAAACAAAUGACUUGCUAAGUAAAUGUCAUUAAAUGCAGCUAAUAUAAUAUUAAAAUUAAAUGGCCAUAUUAAUGUGACAUAACUUGAUAUUUCUGUAUCUUUGUAUUAUUACACUUUUUAUUUACUCUUCUGCUUAAUUUUCCCAUUUAUUUAUUUCUAUUUAACCUCUUAGCAUUUUUUUUUUUCAUCUGUUUUAUAUUUGUUUGUGCAUUUAUGUAUGCACAAUUUUUCCCUUUUGCAUUUCCCCCGUUAUUUAUGUCCCCAAACUUAUUUAUUUCUGUAUUUUCUUUAUAUAUUUGUUUUAAAAAAAAUGUGCAUCUCUGCUUCAUUGUGCUACAUUUAUUCUAAUAUUAUUUUUGCUGCAUUUAAAGACAAUUUACUUAUCGAGUCAUUUAUUUUUAUUCAACAUAAACGUCAGUAAUAUAUCUAAGAUAACAUAUUGUUGAUAGCUCAUAUUGCAUAAACACCUGAAUUAUAUUUUAGUUUCAAAGAACAUUAUUUACUAUUAUUAUGACAGCAGGAGGUCUCCGUAUGGGUAAAGGAAGGUAAAGUGAUCGAAUAGUUUUGAGUUGGUAAGGUGUAAACUUGAUGACACUCUCUUCUUACAAGCUUACUUGUAAGCCUACUCUUGUACUUUUUUAUUCACACAUUAGUGCAUUAAUUUAGGAAAUAUAACAUUUUCUGAGUACUGUGUUUUGAGCAGCAGCAAAUUUUCAGUUAUUUGUAUAUAUUUAAACUGUUUAAAGUGUUUAAGUUUGAGUUUUAUUUAUUUACACAGAUGUUUAAGUAUGAUUUCAUAUGUUCUGUUACAUUAACAUUAAAUAAUAUGUGAUAUUAAUAGAACCCCAAUAAAUUCGAACUGAAUAUUGACAUCUGUUCAUGAAGAUGAAUAAUAGACGAAUAUCUGGAUGAUUAAAUCUGUGAAUCUUGCACAUAUUUGGUAAACAUCGGUAUCAUAAAUUGUAAGAAGCUGAGGUUUUAUAAUAAUUAAAGAAGCAGAAAGGGUGCAAGAAUUUGAUAUUUCUCAUUUCUAACAAAAAGUGUGACUGUUUACUGGUGAGUUUGUAUCAUAAUUAAUAAAAAAUGAUGAAAUAAGA